AGCGGCCACUUGCUGUGAUCAGUUCUCUUCGACAGCGCGAGCGUGUUACAACUUUAAAAUUCUUUAAGCGGCAAAACGCAUGCGCAACGGCGCUAUUUACCCACACAACCUUAACAUAGCACACAUACAGUGCCAGCCAGUGGUACACGAACGCGGUAAGCGAGUGAGGAGCGCAUGUGCGCGUGUGCAAAAGUCAAAGAAGUAGAAAAUCUAUAUGUAAAGUGUGAAAAUAUGCAGAAAUAUUUUCAAUGCAAACGCGGAAAAUCGGUGAAAAAAUAUGAAAAUCCUAUAGCAAUGGGGCAAGAGCGUUUGCGGCGCAAAGAUUUCGGUUUGUAAAUAGUGAAUGCGAUCUUUGCAAAGAAAAAUUCCACUUCUUCCGACUGCACAAAAUUGCGCAAAGUGGUAUUGGUGGCGAUGUGAAGCAGAGAAACAAAAAGAGUAAAGAAGAGGGCCAAUGGUAAAAACGUGUCGUCACAGCGCCCGAAGCGGUGGUAAAGAAUUAAACAUACAAAACGAAUGCGAAAAAAUGUAAACGAGUUGAGGGAAAUGUGUAAGAUUUUGAAGAAAAUUGUUGAAAUAUUUGCGCAGAUUUUGUGAGGAAGUUGAUUUUUGGAUAGAGAUAGUGGAAAACCAGGCAAUUUGGCCUUUCAGUAAAUGUUUUUAAGCAACGCUCAACGCUUAGUGGCACACUUAACUAUACCAUAAAAUUUACAAACACGAACAGCGACCAUUGCUGUGGAAGAAGGCGUACUUGUGGCGAGCAAUUCGAGUAUUUGCUGCGUGAAUAAAAAAAACAUUGUAAUGAAAAAUGCCACACCACAAUGGCUGAGUAAAUGGCAACAAAAUGUUUGAAGUAUUAUGUGCACGCAAACCAAGUAAAUUCUGGAAAAAAAUUUUGAAUUUUUUUGUUAAUUAAACUUUCUCCCCACCAAUGACGAACUAUGAGAAUUUGCUUAAUUUGCCGCUUAAUUGCAAUGCAAAUGAAAGUAGCGGCGGUCUGGCAACGCAGGAAAUUAUAAAAAUGUCACAACGGGACUUUUCAGAGAAUGAGCCUGAGUGCACGCCCGAGCUGCCGGCCGCUAACCGCGCGCUGUUUCUCGAGAAGGUGCGCCAAUCGAACGCUGCCUGCCAGAGUGGUGACUUCGCCACCGCCGUCUUGCUUUACACCGAUGCACUUCAGCUCGAUCCCGGCAACUAUAUACUCUACAGCAAUCGCUCGGCGGCACGCCUCAAGCAAGGCCAGUUCGCACUCGCGCUACAGGACGCCACCAAGGCACGCGAGCUGUGCCCGCAAUGGCCGAAAGCAUAUUUUCGGCAAGGUGUUGCGCUGCAGUGUCUGGGCCGUUAUGGAGAGGCAUUGGCUUCAUUCAGCGCUGGGCUGGCGCAAGAUACGCAACACAAGCAGCUGCUGGCCGGUCUGAUGGAGGCGUCAGUGAAGAGUCCCUUACGCCAUGCGUUGGAACCCACAUUUCAACAGCUGCGCGCCAUGAAUCUGGACCAGUCGCCAUUUGUGGUUAUCUCGGUAGUGGGACAGGAACUGCUACAGGCUGGCCAAUACCACUCAGCGGUGACUGUGUUGGAGGCUGCGUUGCGUAUUGGCUCUUGCUCGCUAAAGCUGCGUGGUUCCGUAUUCAGCGCGCUAAGCUCCGCGCAUUGGGCGCUCAACCAACUGGACAAAGCUAUUGGAUAUAUGCAGCAGGAUCUGGCUGUGGCGAAAAGCCUCGGUGAUACUGCGGGUGAGUGUCGAGCACAUGGAAAUCUCGGUUCGGCCUACUUCAGCCAGGGUUCCUAUAAGGAGGCGCUCACCGCACACCGCUAUCAGCUCGUGCUUGCCAUGAAGUGCAAGGACACUCAGGCCGCGGCUGCUGCGCUUACUUCACUCGGACAUGUUUAUACCGCCAUCGGCGACUACCCCAAUGCCUUGGCCAGCCACAAGCAGUGCGUGCAGCUGGUUAAACAGAUCGGCGAUCGUUUGCAGGAGGCACGCGAAAUCGGCAAUGUCGGUGCCGUCUAUUUGGCCAUGGGCGAAUUUGAUUCCGCAGUGGACUGUCAUACACAACAUCUACGCUUGGCGCGCAAGCUGGGCAAUCAGGUGGAGGAAGCGCGCGCAUACUCGAAUCUUGGCUCGAGUCAUCACUAUCGACGCAACUUUGCACAGGCCAUCACUUUCCACGAGCAGGUGUUGCGCAUCUCAAAGCAGCUAGGCGACCGCAACAUUGAGGCGCGCGCAUACGCUGGCCUUGGCCAUGCGGCACGCUGCGCCGGCGACUGCGUGCAGGCGAAGAAGUGGCAUGAGAAACAGCUGGAAAUGGCGCUGGCUGCACGCGACAAGGUGGGUGAAGGCCGCGCCUGUUCAAAUCUCGGCAUUGUAUAUCAUCUGCUCGGCGAACACGACGCCGCACUCAAGCUGCAUCAGGCACAUCUAACCAUCGCUCGCCAACUGCACGAUCGCGCUGGCAUGGGCCGCGCCUAUGGUAAUAUAGGCAACGCUUACUCUGCCGCAGGGCUCUACGAGGCGGCUAUCAAGUACCACAAACAGGAGUUGACGAUCAGCAAGGAGGUGCACGACCGCAGCGCCGAGGCUUCGACGCACGGGAACCUCGCUGUAGCCUACCAGGCGUUGGGUGCACACGACAUGGCUUUGAUGCAUUACCGCGCGCACUUGAACAUCGCACGUGAGCUGAAAGACACCGCAGGUGAGGCAUGCGCAUUGCUCAAUUUAGGCAAUUGCUUUAGUUCGCGACAGGAAUUCGAGCAAGCGGUGCCCUUUUAUGAGCAAUACUUGAUGCUAUCACAGGAACUCGGGGAUGUGGCUGCCGAGGGUAAGGCCUGUCACUUCCUCGGCUAUGUGCACUACUGCAUUGGCAACUAUCGCGAGGCUGUGCGCUACUAUGACCAGGACUUGGCGCUGGCAAAGGACUUACAGGACAAGAUAAAUAUGGGACGCGCGUACUGCAAUCUGGGUCUGGCACACUUGGCGUUGGGCAAUACACAAGCUGCUCUGGAAUGCCAGAAGUACUUCCUCGCUGUGGCACACAUGACCAACCAUCUACCGGGCAAGUUUCGUGCGCUGGGCAACAUCGGUGAUAUACUGAUACGCACCGGAGAACACGAAGAGGCGGUCAAAAUGUAUCAGCGUCAACUAACACUUGCUCGUCAUGCACGCGAGCGCCCACUGGAAGCCGCUGCUUGCGGUGCGCUCGGGCUGGCACAUCGACUCAUCAAGAGAUUCGACAAGGCGCUCGGCUAUCACACGCAAGAGCUGACGCUCCGCCAACAAAUGUCCGACCUUCCGGGCGAAUGCAAAGCACACGGUCACCUGGGCGCUGUACACAUGGCCUUAGGCAACUACCAGCAUGCCAUCAAGUGUUAUCAGGCACAACUGGGUCGCGCACAGGAACUGCAAGAUUCUGGCGUAGAGGCGCAGUCAUUUGGCAAUCUCGGCAUCGCUAAACUCAACAUGGGACUCUACGAGGAUGCCAUCGGCUAUUUAGAACAGCAACUAGGUACACUGGAGCGCGUCAACAUGCCAACCACACAACAUGACCGUGCACGCGCCCUCGGUCACCUCGGCGACUGCUACGAUGCGUUGGGUGAUUUCGAGGAGGGCAUAAAAUGCCAUGAGCGCCAUCUUCAACUUGCGACGGGCUUGCAAAGUUACCGCGAUCAAGAGCGUGCCUACCGUGGUCUAGGACAUAGCCACCGCGCACUGGGUAACCUGCAAGAAGCUCUAGUUUGUCUCGAGAAACGAUUGGUGGUGGCGCACGAACUGGGCAGCCCUGAGGUUAAGGCCGUCGCCUACGGUGAUUUGGGGAACAUACACUCGGCACUGGGUAACUAUGAGCAGGCAGUUAACUGUUUGGAACACCAGCAGGAGAUUGCGCGUGAGCUGGGUGACCGCGCGCUGGUUUCAGAUGCCACCAGUGCUUUGGGCAAUGUUUAUCAGCGCAUGAAUGACGCUGACGGCGCUCUGCGACUGCACAAAAUGGACUUGGAAAUGUGCGAGCAUUUAGGAGCAGGUGCACUGCAAGCACGUGCUUGUGGAAAUCUCGGCGCGGUAUAUGAGUCCAUACGCAGCUUUGUGGAUGCGGUAAAAUUCUAUGAAAAACAAUUGGCACUGACUGUAGAUCGUCUGAGCAAAGCAUACGCCUGUGGUUCACUUGGCCGCGUUUUCCAUGAAAUGGGCCAGCAUUCACAGGCCAUCAACUUUCUACGCCAAGGCUUGGCAAUCGCACAAUCGAUCAACAAAUCGGAAGAGGAGGCUAAAAUAAGAUAUCAACUCGGUCUUGCUCUCCGCGCUUCCGAUGACAACGAAGAUGCGCGCACUCAAAUGGAGACCGCCGCCCAGCUUCUCGAGUCUGUGCGCUAUGAUCAGCGCAGUCCUGAGGGCCGCACCAGUCUCUUCGAUUUGCAAACAUCUUGCUACCACAUAUUGCAACAGAUACUUGUAGCCACACAGCGGAACGAAGAUGCCUUGGUAGCUGCCGAACGUUGCAAGGCACGCACGAGUCCCGACACCAACAGUAUCUCGCGUAAAACAACUAUCACUUGCAGCGAUUCCAUCUACGACAUCGUGAAUCGUGCCAAGACGAACGUACUUUACUUCAGCUUGGCUGGCGAUGAGCUUUACGCUUGGUUUCUGCAGCCACAAAAGGGCAUCGUACGUUUCCAUGUUGUACAUAUCAACGAGGAGACGCUAAAAAUAUCUAGCGAGAAGCUGGCAGAACACUCAAAAAAUACCCAGCAAAAAGGUAGUUUCCUGGAGCGCUACAUCAACAUGGUACGCGACAAUUUGGGCGUCAACUCGGAUAGUGUUCUACUCGAAGGUGAUGGUAGUGGCUGGCGUUCGAGCUCGGAAAACUUACUCGAUGAUUUUACUAACGAACGCAGCGGCUUCCUGCGCAUGGUCAAUCGCAAUCACUUAAUGAACUCCUCCAACUACUCACUUAGCUCACUGUUUAGUUUGGGCUCUGUUGGUGGCUCGGUCGCUAGCCUACAAGGCUCCACACGCUCCAUUGGCAGCCAACAGGGUUCGACGCGCUCACGACGUGCACCCACAAUACCCGCCUGGCAAGGUCCAACUUGUCUACACACACUCUACAACUUACUGCUCGAACCAUUCGAUGACUUACUCCCGUCCGGCAGUUCAGUUUCACGUCAAGGUCGCAAGGAACUUAUUUUAGUGCUGGAAAAUGAGCUAUAUCUGGUGCCGUUUGCCAUACUACGCAGCUCCAAGGAAGAUGGUGAAUAUCUUUCCGAACGCUGCUCCAUUAUCACGAUACCCUCAUUGCAAACGCUGCGUCUGAAGAGCAAAAUUUUGCGUACACGCGAAUUGACCGAGAACCUGAGCACAUCCUUGGUUGUUGGUGGACCACGCAUACCUUCUGUAUUGUCCGAAACAUGGGGCUGGUCGGAAUCGCCUGCUUCGCUACAAGAAGCCGCCAUGGUUGCCGAUAUGUUGCAAGCGAAGGCUAUCGCAGGCUGUAAUGCCACUAAAGAAGCUGUCAUCUCAGAACUGCCAACUGCUGAGUGUGUGCACUUCGCCGCCAAUCUCAGCUGGAAACUUGGUGCAGUUGUGCUCAGCCCAGGUGAUGUGGUGGAUUCACAGACCCAGAAACGGUAUUAUCAAGCGUCAGCUGGUAAUGGUUCACAUGAUGAAGAAAGCAACGAACUCUCUGGCGGCAAUAUAGAGUUGCCACAGCUUUCUGAUUUCAUACUGUCCGCUGCCGAUGUGCUCACCAUGAAACUCAACGCCAAGUUGGUGGUGCUGAGCUCUUAUCACUCCAUUGAGCCAAUCACAGGCAUCGGUGUGGCUAACUUGGCAGGCAGUUGGCUCUGCGCCGGCGCCGGUGCUGUACUUAUCUCUUUGUGGCCCGUACCAGAGACUGCUGCAAAAAUUUUACUACGCGCAUUUUACUCUGCACUUUUGCAGGGCGCGCGUGCUGCAAGAGCUCUUGCAGAAGCCAUGCAGACCGUACAACAUACUAAACACUUUGCUCACCCCGCUAAUUGGGCUGGCUUCCUGCUAAUCGGUGGUAAUGUGCGCCUCUCAAACAAGGUCGCCAUGAUGGGCAAUGCUUUGUGUGAACUAAUGCGUUCGCCGGAAAAAUGUCGCGAUGCGCUACGCGUAUGCUUGCACCUGGUAGAGAAGAGCUUGCAGCGCAUACAUCGUGGCCAGAAAAAUGCCAUGUACACAACUCAAAAGAGCAUCGAGAAUAAAGCCGGACCGGUUGGCGGUUGGAAAGAUCUUCUUAUGGCAGUCGGCUUUCGUUUCGAACCUGCCGCCAAUGGCAUACCAUCGAGUGUAUUCUUUCCACAAUCUGAUCCGGAGGAUCGCCUGUCACAAUGCUCGGCUAGCCUACAAGCGCUGUUAGCUCUUACACCGCUCACAUUGCAGGCUUUCGCGAAGCUUGUUAACAGCACCGAUUUGGCGGACGAUAUUAUUACACUUAUUCGAAAUGUGUUGGCGCAGUUUCCUCCUAAAGGUAGUCCCGAGACGGAAGCAUGCUUCGAGAUACCGCUAAGUGUGCGCUUGUGGCGCGUUGCUGGCUGCCAUGAACUGCUAGCAUCUAUUGGAUUCGAUCUAACCGAAGUCGGACAGGACCAGGUGACGCUACGUACAGGCAAGCAGGCGAAUCGUCGCAACUGUCAGUUUGUGUUGCAAGCGCUCUUGGCACUAUUUGACACUCAAGAGGCGCCUAAAAGUCUCGGUUUGGACUCGUCCAGCAGCUGUGAAUCGCUCGCCGAUGACACGGAUGCCGACCUACAAGUUUCAGUCUCCAAUCCUGCAUUGGCUCUGACAUCCACGUCAACAUCAACUUCAUCACAUCUUACUGUAGACAAUACUAAGUCCAUGGGUCUUGGUUUACCACUGCCGCCAAUAAAUCGCACACGCGUGAUCAGUAGCAGCGGCAGCGCAUUUAUUUCGUAUGUGCGUCGUCGUGGAGAACCGGAUGGCGGACGUACCGACACCGACUCGAUUCCUAGCGCAGCAGACUGCGCCGGCUCAGUGCUUUAUCCCACACAGGAUUCCAGCCUGGCCAACACUACCGACAGUGAACUCUCAGAUGGUUACAUCUCACAGGCACAUAUCAAUAAGACCACUGGUCCACGUUUGGGCUACUCUAGCUUGCGCGCACCAGUUCGUGUCUCUCGUCCUGGUGGUGGUGGUGAAAGCGAUGCUGCUUUUACACCCAGUCCACCGGUCACCACACAAAAUCCAGUGGAGCAGAAUGUUUCAAUGGCAUUGGCACAUCAAACUCGCAUACGCAAUCUUUAUUCCAGCGCUGGUAUGAAUUAUUUGGGCGAUAGUGUCAUACCGGAAAUGAGCGUUGUGCCGAGUGGCAUCUCCAGACGUCCAGAUAGCUCAAGUUCUGCCAGUUCUACGACUGACUGGGAGAUAUCUGGUCAUGCGACUGUUUUGCGUCGGAACAACCAACCGCCACAUCAUGGUCAUAUGCCCCCAUUGCCGCCGCCUAGACAGAACCUGCCGCUGGUCGACAGCCUGCGGCCCGUUCCUCCAAUGGCACCUGUAUACAACAAUCUCGGUCCUAAUACUUCUAUGACACACACUACAACAUUGGCAUCAAUACACAUGGAGUCCACAAGCUCAGAAUCAGAAGUUGAGCGUGGGUUAGAUUUACCACAGACUCCGAUGUCUCACUUCCGACUCAAACCCAAAAUUAAGUUGGGCAACGCUCAGUCAACGGUGGCUGCACGGCUUAGCAAAGAACAUGCACUCUUCAUGGACCGACUUAACGUGCGCGCUGAUGUUCCAGCUAAUCUGAAUAUGAACCAUAAAGUAGCCAGUAGUACAGCUUGCGCACCACCCGGCAGUCGUAAACCCUUAAGCCUGACCGAGGAAGACGACAAUGCGCUCGUCGUAACUGCAUCGAGCCUCUACUUCUCCCAAGCUGAUACCGAACUGCUCAAUGAAGCGAAGAAGGAUCUUCAGUCGGCAGCAGCAGGCGGCUCCACGACAAGUAGCAACCAAGGGGCCACCGCCAAAGAAGCCAGCAAAGUGAAUCAUAAGAGCAUACAAGACUCGAUAAUGCGACAUAUGAACCGAGAAACUCCCACAAUUUCGGAGGUAUACCACGAGCGUAACCUAGGCCUGGGAUUAGCUCCACCACUCUCCAAAUUGCUGCUGAGUAAGAACUACGACGACGAACCGAAUGUGAGCAGCAGCAGCAGUAAACUCGGCAGCUCAUGCACCAUUAAGAGCAUUGUAGAUGCCGUAAACGAGCUGGAACUUAGCGGCACGUCGUCUUCAUCGUCUGUCAGCACGGCGAACACGAAAACACUGAACAUACCGGCGCACAGUACAAGUAACAGCAACAAUUCUGUUAUCGCCAGCAGUUGUGGGACCAGCAAUGCGGGCGUAAGUAGCACCAGUAGCAACGCUACCAACACUUCAAUUGCCACAAAGGAUACGUGCUCAAUUUGUGGUGAACCAGCUGACAUUAUCUGCCGCUGCAAAGCAGCCACUGUGCAGAAGAAAGCCACGCUAAAGCCGUGGCUCAGCAAUGUACCCUCGAGCAUAGUGAAGGCAAGCGAGCUCACGACCGCCGACAUACUGGAACGACAGCACAAGAUUAAGACGAAUGUCGGCAACAUUAAGACCAAAGCUGAGGUGGUGGCCAGCAUGACUAUGACGAAUAUGAAGCGCGCAAGCAGCCCAUUCAAUGAACUUUGUCGGCGGGAUGAGGGAGAUGGUCGAUCCGUAGCAGACUCGCAAUGCAGCAGUACUUACAAAACAGCGGCGGCAGCGUUGGGUAAUGCUGCUAGCAAUGCCGGCGGAAGUGGAGUGGCGAAUAGUAAAGAUGGUGGAAAGAUUGCAGCACAAGCUGUGGGCAAUGCUGUAGUAGGGAGGAAACUGUAAAUUGAGGAUAUACGAAGGAUGAGAAAAGUACAUUUAAAAGGCGUGGAGGGGGAAGUACUACAUGAGACACUUAAUUAGAAGAGAAAGUAAAAACGAAAAAUGGAGCGGAAAC
Molecule: messenger RNA, 8993 nt
Organism: Rhagoletis pomonella (apple maggot)
Lineage: Eukaryota; Metazoa; Arthropoda; Insecta; Diptera; Tephritidae
Product: tetratricopeptide repeat protein 28
Exons: 7
Coding region: 932-8881 (2649 amino acids)
Molecular function (GO): protein binding
Source: RefSeq, a predicted model, not a curated record